Molecule: messenger RNA, 1455 nt
Organism: Lodderomyces pseudojiufengensis
Lineage: Eukaryota; Fungi; Ascomycota; Pichiomycetes; Serinales; Debaryomycetaceae
Gene: MDJ1
Product: Mdj1p
Exons: 1
Coding region: 1-1455 (484 amino acids)
Biological process (GO): protein refolding; response to heat
Cellular component (GO): cytoplasm
Molecular function (GO): ATP binding; heat shock protein binding
Source: RefSeq, a predicted model, not a curated record
AUGAGAAUAAUUACCACAACGUGUUUGAAGAAAUGUAUACCGAAAACUCAAUAUUGCCGAUACAAUCUUUUAAGAAGAAAUUUUCAUUCUUCACCUAUAAAAUUCAUAAACUACGAUCCAUAUAAUACUUUAGGUGUAGAUAAAUCUGCUGAUCCUAAACAAAUCAAAAAAGCUUAUUAUGAUUUAGUUAAAAAAUUUCAUCCAGAUGUUAAUAAAGAAAAAGAUGCUGAAAAAAAAUUCCAUAAGAUACAACAAAGUUAUGAAAUAUUAAAAGAUAAAGAGAAAAAAGCACAAUUUGAUCAAUUUGGUCCAAAUGCAUUUGAUGAAAAUGGAAAUCCAAAUCCAUAUGCUGGAGGUAGUGCAGGAGCAGGUGGGGCAGGAAAUCCAUUUGCAGGGUUUUCAAGUGGAGCAGGUUUUGGAGGAGCAGCUGGAGGAAAUCCUUUUUCAGGUAUGGGAUUUGAUUUUGAAGAUUUAUUUAAAGAAGCAUUUACAGGUGGAGGAAGAAGUAAAUCACAAGGAAGAGCACAUUUUGUUACAGAAUAUGUUGGUGAUAAUGUUGAAGUUUUAAAAAAGAUACCAUUUAAAGAUAGUAUAUUUGGAAGUAAAAUAACUAUAAAUUAUAAAGUAGUUGAUUCAUGUGUUACUUGUAAAGGAAGUGGAUUAAAACUGGGAGCUAAAAAACAAACAUGUCCUACAUGUCAUGGAUCUGGUCAAGCAACUCAUGUUAUGGGAGGAUUCCACAUGUCAUCAACUUGUCCAACAUGCCAAGGUUCUGGAGUAACAAUAUCAAAAUCAGAUGAAUGUAAUACAUGUCAUGGAAAUGGUGUUCAAGAAAUACCGAAAUCGACUACUGUUGACAUUCCUCCUGGAAUAAGUGAUGGAUCUAGAAUAAGGAUACCUGGAGCAGGAGAUGCACCAUUUGUAACAAAAGAUGAAUAUAAUCAACUUCGGAAUGGUGAUUUAAUAGUUAGAAUUAGUGUGGAAAAAGAUCCAAUUUUCAAAAGAGAUAAAAAUGAUUUAGUAGUGACUCAAGAUAUAUUGAUGACUACUGCUUCAUUAGGAGGUGAAAUUAUAGUUCCUACAUUGGAUGGACAAAAAAUUAAAUUAAAAAUAAGACCAGGUGUUCAAAAUGGAAGAAAAUUAACAAUACCAGAAAAGGGUGUACCUAUAAAUAGGAAUUUAAACAAUAGAGGUAAUUUAGAUGUCAUUUUAAAUGUUAAAACGUUGGUAGCUGAAACUCCUACUCAAACUGCUUUACUUGAAGCUUUAGCAGAUGCUUUUAAUGAUAAAAAUGCUAAAAGAAAUGAUUCAGAUUGGCAAUUAGAUGUUGAAGAUGCUUUAAAAUAUGAUGAAAUGGAUGAAAAAGAUUUACAUCCUUCUAAAUUAGCAAGAAUUGGGAAAAAAUUAGGUAAAUUUUUUAAUUUAGAUAAUAAAAAGGAUGAGGAAAACAAAUAG